GAUUUUGGGUUAUGGUAGUAAAAAUUGUGCCCCCUUUUUAUUUCCUCUUCCACUUCCUAAAACCCCAGAUCAGCGGAGAGAGAGGGAGCCACCUCCAUCGCCAUUUUUAGGGUUUUUCCUAGGCUCCGGCUUUCUAGGGUUUCAUCUAACAUGAGCCGUCAUCCUGAAGUGAAGUGGGCUCAGAGAGUGGACAAGGUCUAUGUCACAAUACAGUUAGCUGAUGCAAAAAACGUGGCAGUCAAUCUUGAACCUGAUGGCAUCCUAAAUUUCUCAGCAACUGCUGGACCUGACAAUGCCCCAUAUGAAUUGAAGUUGGAUCUUUAUGAAAAAGUAAAUGUAGAGGACAGCAAGAUAAAUAUUGGAGUUCGCAACAUCUUCUGUGUGGUACAGAAAUCGGAAAUUGGAUGGUGGAAGAAACUAUUACGUGGUGAUGCUAAGGCACCUCAUUACCUGAAGGUGGACUGGGACAAAUGGGUAGACGAAGAUGAUGAUGAAGUUGGAAACGACAUGGAUUUAGGAGGGAUGGAUUUCUCGAAAUUUGGUGAUCCGGCAGGCUUUGGGGAUGGCAUGGGUGAUGGGGAUGGCAUGGGUGAUGACCUUGAUGAAAGUGACGAUGAAGGUCAAGAAGCUGAAAAGGCGGACGCUGCUGCUGACAAAGGCGUUGAAAAAGCGGAACCAGCUGCUUCUGCUAAAGAACAGGCUCCAAGCGUCUGAAGAGGGAGCCAUUAGUGGACUAACCGAUUGUUGGAUUAGAAACUCUAGGGCAUUUUCUUUGGAAGAAAUGCUAAGAUGUUGUAUUCUUUCUGUUGGUAAACUUUCUACACGAAAACACUUGUCUGCGGUACACUAAUUAUUUGAGUAUUCUAUCAGCAUAUAGUGGUUUUUCUAUGAAAAAAUUAUUUGGUCA
This is a messenger RNA of Nymphaea colorata (pocket water lily), 907 nucleotides long. RefSeq lists its product as uncharacterized. The transcript is spliced from 6 exons. Gene Ontology annotation, molecular function: protein-folding chaperone binding; Hsp90 protein binding. Lineage: Eukaryota; Viridiplantae; Streptophyta; Magnoliopsida; Nymphaeales; Nymphaeaceae. The coding region runs from base 151 to 714 and encodes 187 amino acids. The record is from RefSeq and is a predicted model, not a curated record. Gene Ontology annotation, biological process: chaperone-mediated protein complex assembly; protein folding. Gene Ontology annotation, cellular component: nucleus; cytosol.